This is a messenger RNA of Amaranthus tricolor (Joseph's coat), 3802 nucleotides long. RefSeq names its product nitrate regulatory gene2 protein-like. The transcript is spliced from 4 exons. Bases 468 to 3434 code for a protein of 988 amino acids. NCBI's taxonomy places the organism in Eukaryota, Viridiplantae, Streptophyta, Magnoliopsida, Caryophyllales, Amaranthaceae. The record is from RefSeq and is a predicted model, not a curated record.
CUUGGCUGAUAAAAACAAACAACUACAAGUCUAAUAGAGUAGUUGUUAAAAGCAAGUAGUAUAUUUCAAAAACUUCCCAGAAACCCACCAUUACUCUGCAUCUUCUCUGCAUAGUGCAUAGAUCCCAAGUCCCAACUUCCUUCUCUGCCCAUUGUCUCCAUUUUUUAAAUUAAUCCUAUCAAAACCUACCAAUUCUACCCUUUUUUCUUGUUAAUUAUUUCUCAAUUUUUUCCAUCUUGAUUUCUGGAAAAUUCCCUCUUUCUCACAUCAUAAAUCCCUUCUGAUUUCUCUUUCUUCCGCCAUGGACGGUAAUGAGACCUUCAUUUCUCUCUCUUCAUUAAAUCUUCUCUAAAUUCUAUGUACUAUUAAAUUCUUCCCACUUUUUUCCCACCUCUUCUGUCUAAGCAAAUCAAAUCAAAUCAAUUCAACUUUCUUAAUAAACUUAGCAAUGCAAUAUCUCUUAGAAGAUGAUUCUGAUUUUUUUUCAAUUGCAUUUAGAAAUUAGGGUUUUUCGUUGUGAGAUUUCAAUGGGGUGUGGAACUUCCAAACCCCAAGAUCUUCCAUUAGUGAAUUUCUGUAAGGAAAGAAGAGAUUUGAUUAAAUCUGCUUCUGAUCAUCGGUUUGCUUUAGCUGCUGCUCAUAUUGCUUAUUUUCGACAGUUGAAAGAUGUGGGUGAUUCUCUUUGUAGAUUUGUUGAAGAAGAGCUUAUACUUUCAGCUACAACUUCUUCUUCUUCACCUUCUUCGCCUUCUUUACUUUCUUCCCCUGUUCUUACUCUUCCAUCUGAUGAACCCAAGUAUCAGUCCCAGAAAAAGUUUGAUAAUAUGAUGAAGCACAAGAAGAAAAACAGUAAAAAGAAAAAGAAGAACAAAAAUGGGUCUUCUAGUACUUCAAUUUCUCAUAAUUUGAGAGAAAUGGAUGCUGAAACUGUGUCAUCAUUGUCUUUUUCUGAUGAUGAUGAAAUGGGUUCCCAUCAUCAUCAUCAUUCUUCGCAUUCUGGGCAUCUUGAUAUUGAUGAUGAUGAAGACGAAGAUGAAAAGAAGGAGGAUAAUGUCAAGAAUUCAUCACCAAAACCUGGGAUUUCUUACAUUCCUGAUUCUGAAGUUUCUACAUAUAGUAAUUACCCUUUCCCUUAUGAAUCUUAUGGUCAUAAUCCUUACAAUGAUAAUAAUAAUGGUGUUAUUCCUCCACAUUAUUAUGCAAAUCCUGCUUUAAAUUCUUAUUAUCCUGAAAAUGGUUAUGAUAAUUAUUAUAAUUAUAACAAUAAUAAAAAUGGGAGUAAUGCAUAUGGUUCAACAACUUCUUAUACAACUUACUAUAUGAAAAAAUCUGCCACCAGAAUUCCAUCCGUUAUUUACGAGGAACCUAAACAGAAUUCUGUUUAUUCUUUCUCUGAUUAUGGUCAAUCAAGUUAUACUAGUUACCCAAAUUUUGCGUUUAGUGUGAAUUCGGAUCAUAGGGGGAGUAAUGGAGGGCAACAACAGCCGCAUCGGCGGCCGCCAACACCCCCUUCGCCUAAAGUUUCAGCAUGGGAUUAUUUCAAUCCAUUUGAGACUUCAACGGGUGGUGGGGGAUAUAGUGGUUACUAUGGUAUGAAUACAUAUGGGUAUGGGUCGAAUACAAGUAGUCCGGAUUCAAGGGAGGUGAGAGAAAGGGAAGGGAUUCCUGAGUUGGAAGAAGAGACUGAGAGUGAAGUUAUUAAGGAACCUUAUUAUCCUGAUAGGAAGAAAGUGAAAGAAGAGUUUAGUUUACCCAAGAGUAAGAAUAGAACUGUUCAAUUUGAAGAUGGAAUGGGGAAGAAUAAGAAGGGUAAUGUGAGUAUUGAUAGGGAUAGUUCGAAAGAUGGGAGGUCGAGAGUUCCGCAAAGGGAGGAGCUUCAGCCGGACCCUGUUGUGGAGGUGGAGAAAGAGGUUGAGAGUGUUGAGGUGGUGACCGAAAGGAGUUGUAUUAGUAGUAGUCCUGAGACUGAUGGUAGCAUUUCCACUAGUUUAGAGGAUGUUUCUGUUAAGAAGAAAGGGGUGAGCUUUGAUAUGGAUGGUAGUGGAAAUGGAGGUGGGGGUGGUGUGUCAUCUCGUGAUAUUGAAUCAUCUAAGCCUAGUAGCACUACGACAUUAUCAGCACAUGGCACCCGCGAUCUUAGAGAGGUUGUAAGAGAAAUCAAAGAUGAAUUUGAAGCUGCUACUGAUUAUGGUAAAGAGGUUUCGGUGUUGCUUGAGGUGGGGAAAGAGCCGUACAAGUCUCGUUCAACCUUUCUAAAAGUGAUUCUGGCUAGGUUCUGUUCUGCAUCACUUUCAUCUUCAUAUUCACCAUCAUCUCCAUCUGAAAGAUAUGAAAAUGGGGAAGAAAUUGACUCUCGGAGUCUUGCAUCUACUCUAGAAAGGCUAUAUGUGUGGGAGAAGAAAUUAUAUAAGGAAGUUAAGGAUGAGGAGAGGCUCAGGGUUAUGUAUGAGAAGCAGUGCAGGAAACUGAAAACGCUGGACGACAUAGGUGCCGAGACUAGCAAGAUUGAAGCUACUCAGGCUUCAAUAAGGAAAUUGCUCACCAAAAUUAAUGUCAGUGUGAGGGCUGUAGAUUCUAUAUCUAGAAGGAUACACAAAUUGAGGGAUGAAGAAUUGCAGCCUCGAAUGAAGGAAUUGAUUUAUGGUUUGAGAAAGAUGUGGAAGCUAAUGCUUAAAUGUCACCAAAAGCAAUUCCAAGCUAUACUGGAAAGUAAAACACGUGCCCUGAAAGCGAACAUCGGAUUGCGAAGAGAUUCAAGCUUGAGAGCCACUAUUCAGCUUGAAGCAGAGCUGUUAAAAUGGUGUCACCGUUUCAGUAAUUGGGUUGAGAUGCAAAGGUUCUAUGCUGAUAAACUGAACAGAUGGCUUGAAAAGUGUAUACAAUAUGAACCCGAAGUGACACCAGAUGGUAUUGUACCGUUUUCUCCUGCUCGAAUCGGAGCUCCACCAAUAUUCGUAAUUUGCCAUGACUGGAAACAAGCAAUGGAAACAGUAUCAGGGUCCGAGGUGCAAACAGCAAUGAACGAUUUUGCGACAAGCUUGCAUCACUUGUGGGAGCGGCAAGACGAAGAGCAACGUAGAAGAGUAAAAGCCGAGAACAUGUACAAGGACUUUGAGAAACAAAUCCGGGGCAUUAGAAUGGACAAGCAAAGGAGGGGACACGACCAUGAUGAUGCCUUAUCAGACAAAAAUAGCCUCUCGCUAGUUGCUUCAGAAAGUGGGAUUUCACCCCUCGAUGAUCUAAAGGUCGAUUUGGACUCGAUGAGGCAGAGGGUAAGAGAUGAGAGAGCUGGCCACAAGGAAGCGAUCAAAUUAGUCCAUGAUGCUGUAUCUCGCACGAUACAAGCGGGUUUGAUUCCCAUAUUCGAGUCGUUGGAGAGUUUUACCUCAGAAGCUUCAAAAGCUUUUCACAAUGUAAGAUUAGAACAUAAGUAGAAAUUCAUGAGGAUUCUUGUACUAAUUAGGCAAUGUAGAAGGGUUUAGGUUAGGAAUAGCAAGACGAGCUUAGAUCACGUUAGAAUAGCAACCGGGUUUAUGGUACGUGUUCUUAAAACAUUGUAGUUUACCGUAAGCAUGAUUUUCGCUAGAUGCUACGUACAGACGUAUACGUAACGUCUUUUGUACAGAAUUUGGUUCAUUGAUUUCAUUGCUUUAGAUUAAAGUAGUGAUGUCAAAUUUUGAAAAUGGUCAAAAUGUGUAAUAAUCAGAAAAAGGAUUUAGUCUUUCCUUCAAAUGCACUUGUUUGGUAAUGUUUGUUCUUGACAAACACAUGAAAUGAUAUUUAUGGUUCAUUUGGUUGUGGU